This is a messenger RNA of Nicotiana tabacum (common tobacco), 391 nucleotides long. The record is from RefSeq and is a predicted model, not a curated record. Lineage: Eukaryota; Viridiplantae; Streptophyta; Magnoliopsida; Solanales; Solanaceae.
UUUGAAUUGAUGUGUGAUGCAAGUGAUAUAGCCAUUGGAGCUGUUUUGGGGCAGCGGAAAGAGAAAAUAUUUUGUUCCAUUCACUAUGCGAGAAUUUGAUUUGGAGAUUCGAGAUCGAAAGGGAACAGAGAAUCAGGUUGCAGAUCAUUUAUCCAGGCUGGAAAAUAGAGGCCAUGUCACUGAAGGAGAAUCAAUCAAAGAAACAUUCCCUGACGAACAUUUGCUAGCCAUCACUUCGGAUGAAACCCCGUGGUAUGCUGAUUAUGUGAAUUUCAUUGCAAGUGGGGUGACUCCACCAGAAUUCACAGCUGACCAUAGAAGAAGGUUCUUACAUGAUGUGAGAUUCUACAUGUGGGACGAGCCUUUUCUAUACAAGCAAUGCGCAGAUUAA